Molecule: messenger RNA, 375 nt
Organism: Prunus mume (Japanese apricot)
Lineage: Eukaryota; Viridiplantae; Streptophyta; Magnoliopsida; Rosales; Rosaceae
Source: RefSeq, a predicted model, not a curated record
AUGGCACGCCAAGUGAUUGUCCUUGCUCUCAUCUUUGUUGCCAUUUCUGGGGUUAUAGCACAAGAACCAUCCGCACCCUCACCGGACGAUGCACCAGCCUUGUCGCCUGACGCUGCCACCUCAUCAUCAUCAUCAGCUCCUUCUCCCGGCGCCUCUGAUGCUGCCGCUGCCCCAACCCCUGUUAGCGAUAUAUCUUCGCCACCUGCUCCUUCCCCUGCAGGCGGCGACAGCUGGGCAGACAGCGGGGCAGCUGCCACCGAAGCUGAUGAAGCAGCUGCCCCAGAAGGAAUUGUCACAGCUGAGGGACCAGUAGACCCUUCAUCAGCUGAGGAAGAUUAUCCCGUCGAUGAUUUCUCUAGGCUCAUCAAGAACUGA